AUGUCUAUUCGCGUGAGCAAGCUGAGCAAGUUGUGCGGGAAUUCGAAACGCGAACAACAAGCAAGUACUCCUGUUAUAAAUCUAGGUCGUCCUUCGGCAGAACAUGCAGGUACGUAAUCAUCAAUAAUUCAUGCGAUUAUGAAAGUAUAAAGCGAUAUUUACCGAAGCGUACCGCGUAUAACGCUUCGAAAUUUCGUCUACAGAUUUAUGUAAAUCUAAACACCGAGUCCGUUGGGAAGAUGGUAAUAAAGACGCUUGUACUCGGAUGGGAUUUGAUGGUGUUCCGUUUAUAAUACUGGACUCCAAGAUUCUUGACUGCCAGCAUGGUGUUGACCGGCACAAUUAUAGGAAAACGAAAGCACAAAGUGACGCGGUAAGUCAGUCUAUACUGUCGCAAACACUGUUCCAUAUCCAGCUAUGAUCCAGCCGGUUUCAUCAGCCGGUUUAAAGCUAAAAAUAUAAGAUCAUGGCCGUCGUGGUAACUGCUAAAUAGGAGGAGGGGGGGGCGAAAUCCAAAAUUUCCCGACCUCUCUCCCCCCCCCGAAAAAAAAUUCCGAUAAAUCUCAAAUUGUGGGGGGGGGGGGCAUUGGUUUAAAUAAUAUUAAAUUAUAAAAAAGGGCAAUUUUUCCAUAUAAUGUUAUAUUGAUUAAGUACAACUGAUACGCAGAACAAACUUUAAUUAAGUGGGGUUUUUUUCCAUUUUAUACAUAGGUCAUAGCUCUUUUGUCGACGGUUUUUUUAGCUUGUUACACAUAAUUCAUUAUUUCAGUUUUUUACCUUUGGUAGCAUCGUGACCAUGAUUUCAAGAAACGAAGAUUCCGCGUCCAAGGGACAAAAAAGUUUGGCUGCGAAGCAAAAAUAAAUAUGCGCGAGGUGAUCAAGUUCCCACAGUUUGCCAUUCCGGUAUGUGUGAUUGCAUUGCUGAGUAUUGAAGAUCCAGGACAUAUAGCCUUUAUAGGUGAAUAUUUGAAAAGCUCUAAACGGAAUUACGUUUUCCACAGAUCUACGUAAAUUUAUUUUUAGAUUGAAAUUGACUCCAGAAAAAGACGAGAUGUAGCCGCAGCGAAAUUGAAGGAAGCGCUCCAAGAAAAUGCCAAUCUGGGAGAACGGAGGAUUUAUAUGUAUUUGCCUCCUGCGGACCAUACAACCCAUUUGAAUGGCGAG
Molecule: messenger RNA, 1164 nt
Organism: Paramuricea clavata
Lineage: Eukaryota; Metazoa; Cnidaria; Anthozoa; Malacalcyonacea; Plexauridae
Source: the annotation of a GenBank genome assembly